This is a messenger RNA of Ictalurus punctatus (channel catfish), 1292 nucleotides long. RefSeq names its product G protein-coupled receptor 12 (gene gpr12). Gene Ontology annotation, cellular component: membrane. Gene Ontology annotation, molecular function: G protein-coupled receptor activity. The transcript has a single exon. The coding region runs from base 5 to 1030 and encodes 341 amino acids. The record is from RefSeq and is a predicted model, not a curated record. NCBI's taxonomy places the organism in Eukaryota, Metazoa, Chordata, Actinopteri, Siluriformes, Ictaluridae. Gene Ontology annotation, biological process: G protein-coupled receptor signaling pathway.
CACAAUGAGCGAGCAGGUGUCAGUCACCCCGAGCUGGCUGACCCCUGACCCCAGCUGGGUCAGCAGUGGUGGUGGGAGCACAGAGAACCUGACGGCUGGAACGCCUCCUCCACUUGCUGUUUUACCCCCGGAGUCUUCUGCUGAGCUGCUGGUGAACCCGUGGGAUAUUGUGCUGUGCACGUCGGGUACCCUGAUAGCCUGCGAGAAUGCCCUGGUGGUCCUGGUGAUCUGGCAGAACCCGGCUCUGCGUGCUCCCAUGUUCCUGCUGAUCGGUAGUCUGGCGCUGGCUGACCUGCUAGCCGGCGUGGGUCUGGUGCUCCACUUCACCUUUGCCUACCUGCUGCGCUCGGACUCGGCCCAGCUGCUCACGAUCGGCCUGGUGGUGGCCUCGUUCUCUGCCUCUGUUUUCAGCUUGCUGGCCAUCACCAUCGAUCGCUACCUGUCGCUGUAUUACGCGCUCACGUACAACUCAGAGCGCACAGCUGCCUUCACCUACACCAUGCUAGUGCUGCUGUGGGGGGCGUCCUUGUGCCUUGGUCUGCUGCCCGUCACCGGGGUAAACUGCCUGAGUCAGGAGGAUGCCUGCAGCGUGGUGCGACCACUCACAAAGAACAAUGUCGCUGUUCUGUCCGUGUCCUUCUUGCUGCUCUUCGGGCUCAUGCUGCAGCUGUAUAUGCAAAUCUGCAAGAUCGUAAUGCGGCAUGCGCACCAGAUCGCCCUGCAGCACCACUUCCUGGCUGCCACGCCGCACUACGUCACGACGCGCAAAGGCGUCUCCACACUCGCCAUCAUCCUGGGAACGUUUGCCGCCUGCUGGAUGCCUUUCACAGUCUACUCGCUUAUUGCCGACUACACCUACCCGCCGUUGUACACCUACGCCACGCUGGUUCCCGCCACCUACAACUCCAUCAUCAACCCCGUCAUCUACGCCUUCCGUAACCAAGAGAUCCAGAAGGCGCUCUGGAUGGUGUGCUGCGGCUGCAUCCCGGCCAGCGUGGUGCAGCGGGCACGGACGCCCAGCGACGUCUAACGUACACGUCUCUUAGACUUUGCAUGCUGUUGUGAGACAAGGGGAUAUAUGUGUGGCCCUUCUUUUACGUCUUCCCCUUAUUGUGAUGUAAGUUCGACCACUGCCAAAUGGCCUUCGUACCCCCUCACUCUGGUGCCACCAAACUGCCACCAAAGCCUACCUUUUCACGGCAAGCAUCUGUACAUAAAAUGUAGAUAAACUUGCUGUUGUAAACAGUGCGUGCUCCUUUGAAAGGCCUCAGCGGCAUCCCUCAGUGAGGGAG